AUGCUAUCUAGCAGUUACUGUAUAGUAUUACAACAACCGGAACGCUUUAUUGAUCACUUUGUUCUGCAGGAUUUGGAUGAUCUCGACCUCUUUGGAGGCUUCGCGAGUGAUUCCGGGACGAAACCGGUACCACGUGCGGCGAAGCGUGAUCGCAAAGUAGCGGUUAAGGCGGAUGUUAAGAAGGCCAAGCUCUCGGCACCCUCGCCCAAGGUAGAGGAGAUCAAGGAAGACUCAGUAGACAGCAAGAAUGAUGCGAUCGACAGAGAAGACGCAGAGAUGGGUAUAAAGAUAGACGCACCCAAAGGGUUUAAGCCAAUGCUGACCGACUCGAUUGUGUUGGAUACAGAGACAACGGCUGGGUGUAAGCAUCAGGUGGCCGUGCCUGUGGACUACGACUAUGUCCCACUGUCAGAGCAUCAGCCGCCGGCUGAGCCGGCGAAAACAUAUCCUUUCACUCUAGACACCUUCCAGUCACAAGCGGUCAAGUGCCUUGAGCGUAACGAGAGUGUGUUGGUGUCUGCUCACACGUCCGCGGGUAAGACCGUGGUAGCGGAGUAUGCCAUAGCCAUGUCACUACGAGACAAACAGCGAGUCAUCUACACCACUCCUAUCAAAGCAUUGUCCAAUCAGAAGUUCCGAGAGUUUACGGAAGAGUUUGGGGAUGUGGGGCUCAUGACAGGUGAUGUCACAAUCAACCCCACCGCGUCAGUGCUGGUGAUGACGACCGAGAUUUUGCGAUCCAUGUUGUACAGAGGAUCGGAGAUUAUGCGAGAGAUCGGUUGGGUGGUGUUCGAUGAGGUGCACUACAUGAGAGACAGAGAGCGUGGAGUGGUCUGGGAGGAGACACUGAUUUUACUACCAGAUAACAUCCAUCACGUCUUCUUAUCCGCUACGAUCCCCAAUGCGAUUGAGUUCGCCAGAUGGAUCUGCCAACUGCACAAACAACCGUGCCAUGUGGUAUACACUGACUACCGUCCCACGCCACUGCAACACUACAUAUUCCCCGCAGGGGGAGAUGGGCUGUAUCUGGUAGUAGAUGAGAAUGGCACCUUCAAAGACGCCAACUUCAACAAAGCCAUGGCAUCACUCACGGACACCAAAGACAAUGCUGGAAAGGCGGCCGCAGGGGGUAAAGGGAAGGCGAAGAACACGGGUGCGACAUCCGAUAUAUACAAGAUUGUGAAGAUGAUCAUGGACAAGGCAUACCAACCCGUCAUUGUCUUCAGUUUUAGAAAGAGAGAGUGUGAAGCCUAUGCACUGCAGCUGUCGAAGUUGGACUUCAACAGCGAGGAAGACAAAGAAGUCGUUGACCAGAUUGUGGAGAACGCGUUAGAAGGUCUGAGCGAAGAGGACCGCAAACUGCCACAGGUGGAACACAUUAAACCGCUGCUGCGCCGAGGUAUUGGCAUCCAUCACGGAGGUCUACUUCCUCUGCUGAAAGAAAUGAUUGAGAUUCUGUUCCAAGAGGGACUCAUAAAGGCGCUGUUUGCCACAGAGACUUUCGCCAUGGGACUGAAUAUGCCUGCGCGAACAGUCGUGUUCACAAGUGUGAGGAAGUUCGACGGUCAACAGAUGCGCUAUGUCACUGGCGGUGAAUACAUUCAGAUGUCCGGUCGUGCCGGACGUCGUGGCCUCGACAAACAGGGAAUAGUUAUACAAAUGGUGGACGAGAAAAUGGAGCCAGAUGUGGCCAUGAACCUGCUAAGGGGUGGGGCGGAUAAGCUCACCUCGGCCUUCCAUAUCACAUACAACAUGCUGCUCAAUCUACUGAGAAUAGAGGAGUUGAACCCGGAGUACAUGCUAGAACGUUCCUUCCUGCAGUUUCAACACCGCAUCGCAGUGCCUGAGCUGCAAAGGCGCCUGGCGGAGCUCAGCGAAUCAAAAAACGCCUUUAUCAUCGAGAACGAACCCAUUGUAGACGAGUACUGCCAAAUCCGCACCCAGCUGACCAAGUGCCAAACGGAGAUACACGCCAUAGUCACACAGCCUGAGCACGUGGUCCCGUUUUUGCAACCGGGACGGCUGGCCCGGAUAAAGGAGGAUGAAGUGGAUUACGGGUGGGGGUGCAUCGUCAAUUUCCAGAAGAAGUUGAAGGGGAGCAAAGGCACGAUUAGCGCUAAUCCUCAGGACGUUACCUACAUAGUCGAGGUGCUGUUGCUCGUCACAAAGCAGAAGGGUGUGUCUUCUAAACCGGUACCCUUUACCGGGAAGGGAACUGGUAAGGAUACGGGAGAGAUGGUGGUAGUGCCAGUUACACUACAGUCGCUGCACAGUAUAAGCGUGGUCAGGAUACACACGCCCAACGACCUAACUAAGCCAGAGCAUCUGCGUAAGGUGGAGAAGAGUAUUGCGGAAAUGAAGAUCAGGUUUCCCGACGGACUGCCCCUGCUAGACCCUGUGGAAGACAUGCGCAUUCAAUCGACCACGCUUGACAACCUCACCCAACGGGUGGAAACACUGGAGAAGCGUCUGUACGCGCACGUGCUGCACAAUGACGACAGCGCCAAGGACGCGUUUGCCCAGCACGCCCUCAAGGCUAAGGUGCUGCAAGAGAUAGAGAGUGUGGAAAAGGAGCUCAAGAAGACCAACACCGUGGUGGAGAUGGGAGACCUGAAGAUGCGUAAACGGGUGCUGCGGAGGCUCGGGUAUACCUUGCCCGGUGAUGUGAUUGAUUUGAAGGGGCGUGUGGCCUGUGAGAUAUCUACCGGAGAUGAGUUGCUGUUGUCGGAGAUGAUAUUUAACGGCGUUUAUAACGAUCUGAGCGUUGAGCAGUGUACGGCCUUGCUGACCUGCUUUGUGUUUCAAGAAAAAUCGAAGGAAAUGCCCAAAUUAAAGGAAGAGCUAGCUGCACCCCUACGGCAAAUGCAGGAGUCGGCGAGACGCAUUGCGCGAGUGUCAAUCGAAUGCAAGAUGACUGUUGAUGAGGAGGAAUACGUUGAAGGGUUCCGACCAGAGCUGAUGGAUGUAGGCCACGCGUGGUGUAAAGGUGCUACGUUUGGAGAGGUUUGCAAAAUGACGGAUGUCUUUGAGGGAUCCAUCAUCAGAUGCUUGCGAAGGGAAGAAGAGCUGAUGCGACAAAUGUCUCUCGCCGCCAAAGUCAUCGGCAACACCGAACUGGAAGUCAAAUUUGCGCAAGGCAUCCAAAAAAUUAAACGAGACAUCGUAUUCGCCGCCAGUUUAUAUCUGUAGAUGUUACAUAACAUCAUGCAUGGCGUAUACUGCGAUGGGGUACUGGAGGGCUAAAUUUUCGAAUCCGCGAGAUCGCAGUAUUCGGAGUUGCUAGUACGUGCCGAUUUCUUGAUUGAUCGCAAGAACUGGGACAUAUGGAGGUGUAAUAAGUAUCUUCCUAUGUAGUACCCUAAAUAAAUACAAGCCUUGUUGCUGACCACGCCCUCAUCAUCGG
This is a messenger RNA of Sphaeroforma arctica JP610, 3403 nucleotides long. RefSeq names its product superkiller viralicidic activity 2-like 2. Gene Ontology annotation, cellular component: nucleus. The transcript has 17 exons. Gene Ontology annotation, molecular function: RNA helicase activity; ATP binding; RNA binding. Gene Ontology annotation, biological process: RNA catabolic process; maturation of 5.8S rRNA. Lineage: Eukaryota; Ichthyosporea; Ichthyophonida. Bases 1 to 3189 code for a protein of 1062 amino acids. The record is from RefSeq and is a predicted model, not a curated record.